This is a messenger RNA of Ipomoea nil (Japanese morning glory), 1756 nucleotides long. Its product is annotated as probable receptor-like protein kinase At5g15080. The transcript has 6 exons. Gene Ontology annotation, biological process: protein phosphorylation. The record is from RefSeq and is a predicted model, not a curated record. The coding region runs from base 311 to 1723 and encodes 470 amino acids. NCBI's taxonomy places the organism in Eukaryota, Viridiplantae, Streptophyta, Magnoliopsida, Solanales, Convolvulaceae. Gene Ontology annotation, molecular function: protein kinase activity; ATP binding.
CUUCUUUUCUGGAGCUUGGUCAGCUAACUUUUCAGUUUUAACGAUUUUGGAAUCUCUGAAUCGAACACAAAAAGCAAGAAUCUUUGGAUUGUGUCAGAGUCAAUGGGGCUGUAUCUUAUGUAUUAAAUUCUUGAUUUCUUUUCUGAGAAAAACUCAAAUCAAGAAGACUGAGAUUUGAACUUGUGACCUUGUGAUUACAAGUUUGUAUUCUUAGUUAUCUUGUUGGCUGGGGUUACGGGUUACCCCUUAAAUUCUUGAUUUGGCUAUAGAUAUAGAAGAAUUCAGUUUUUGAGAUUUGAAAGGAAGAAAAAUGGGUUCAGGUCCUGAAGAAGCUGGCAAUGCCAAGUCUUCAGGAAUGGGCAAAUCAAAGUCUGGAAUGGGGAAGAAUAAUGAUAAUGAUGAUGAUGGCGGUGCUGAGCAGAGUUGCUGUUGGUUUAACUUGUGUUUUCUGGGGAACUGCAUGCCAUCAAGGUCUAGAGUAGAUAGCUCUGUUACACACCAUGAUACCAAAGGUUUUAGUGAUACCAAUACAGACCCUCCAGUUGCUUUAGUUUUAUCAUCUCCAGUUGCUCCUAACAAAGGUGAGGAACUGAAAAUCGCCUCUCAGCUUCGGAAAUUCACUUAUAAUGAACUAAAAGCAGCAACGAGGAACUUCAGACCCGAAUGUCUUCUUGGCGAGGGAGGCUUUGGGUCUGUUUACAAAGGUUGGAUCAAUGCAAAUGGAUUUACGCCAGUAAGGCCUGGAUCGGGACUCCCUGCUGCAGUGAAGACUCUCAAUCAAAAUGGACUUCAGGGUCAUAAGGAGUGGCUUGCUGAAGUAAAUUAUCUCGGUGAACUCCAACACCCACAUUUGGUAAAACUAAUUGGCUAUUGCAUGGAAGAUGAUCAAAGAUUGCUCGUCUAUGAGUUUAUGCCCCGAGGAAGUUUGGAAAACCACUUAUUCAAGAGAUCGCUGCCGCUUCCUUGGUGCAUAAGAAUGAAAAUCGUUUUAGGUGCUGCAAUGGGGCUUGCUUUCCUCCAUGAAGAAGCUGAAAGGCCUGUUAUAUAUCGAGAUUUUAAGGCAUCUAAUAUCUUAUUGGAUGCGGAAUACAAUGCAAAGCUCUCUGAUUUUGGACUUGCCAAAGAUGGUCCCGAGGGAGAUAAGACUCAUGUAUCAACACGAGUAAUGGGAACUUAUGGUUAUGCUGCUCCCGAGUAUGUCAUGACAGGACAUCUGACAUCAAGAAGUGACGUUUACAGUUUUGGGGUAGUUUUACUCGAGAUGUUGUCUGGGCGGAGAUCCAUGGACAGGAGCAAAAGAAACGGGGAACACAACUUGGUUGAAUGGGCACGGCCAUUUCUAUCAGAUAGGCGUAGGUUUUAUCGGGUGAUAGAUCCGUGCCUUGAAGGUCACUUUUCCGUUAAAGGAGCACAGAAGUCAGUUGAGCUAGCUGCAACUUGUCUUUCCCGUGAUCCAAAAUCCAGACCUCUAAUGAGCGAAGUUGUUCAAACACUGAAGCCUUUGCCCCAAAUGAAGGACAUGGCUUUCGACUCGCCCUACUUUCGUGUCAUGAAAUCCAGGUUUGCCAGUGCCAGGAAUAGUCACAGGCUAGAAGCAGGAUUAGCAUUACAAAAAAGGCGGCCAGCUCGGAGCCUCUCUAUACCUGCACCGAAUGCCCCUCGUCUUUCCUCUCCAUAUAACAAUAGAUCACCAAAACCUAGUAUUCGUUUACAAGAAUGCUAACAUUUUCUCAUUGUGAGGUUAAAGAAGCAUGUU